This is a messenger RNA of Nematolebias whitei (Rio pearlfish), 1251 nucleotides long. RefSeq names its product protein eva-1 homolog C. Bases 1 to 1251 code for a protein of 416 amino acids. The record is from RefSeq and is a predicted model, not a curated record. Gene Ontology annotation, molecular function: carbohydrate binding. NCBI's taxonomy places the organism in Eukaryota, Metazoa, Chordata, Actinopteri, Cyprinodontiformes, Rivulidae. The transcript is spliced from 8 exons.
AUGACACCAACAUGGAGCUUCUGCCUUCCUUUUCUACUUCUGGUUCUGAUGAUGCCCGCCACACAUUCGGCACCAGAUUUUUCUUUGUACCUCCACAGUAUUCUGAAGAACCACACAGCUCAUGCAUGUGAAGGAGAAACUCUCAUCAUCAAGUGUCCCUCCAGGACGUCUGUCUCCGUCCUGUCAGCCUUCUACGGACGACGUAUUCCUUACAAGUAUUUAUGUCCCUCAGCAAACACAAACAUGACGUUGGAGGAGGACACCGAAUGCACCUCCUCUGUUGCUCUUCAGAAGGUGCUGUCAGAGUGUCAGGAUCAGCGGUCAUGUUACAUCCCCAUCCUCGCUCCAGUGUUCGGACCGGAUCCGUGUCCGCUCACCACCAAGUAUCUUCUGGUCUCCUACAAGUGUCGACCAGAGCACCACCGCACCAGACUCGUGUGUGAAAACGAGCGCCUGAGGCUGACGUGCAGAAACGAAACCGUCCUCGUCAUCUACUCAGCUACAUUUGGACACUUGUUGCACAGCAGUCCUCACUGUCCCGAAGAACCCGGAUCACAGGCUGACAUGGAGUGUUUGUCACCUGUGGCUCUGAGGAGGGUGUCCCGUAGGUGUCACGGCAGAGCAAACUGUUCAGUCCUUGCAGACACCCACACCUUUGGGGACCCUUGCUUUCCCGGCACCAGGAAGCACCUGCGGGUGUCCUUCACUUGUGUGCCCAGAUAUCUGCUAGAGGAUGUUGGUCGAGGGUCAACGGAUCCGUUCAUGAUCUCAGAUUACACACAUGGUGGAUGGUACACUGGCCCCACCUACAGGCCUCAAAAUGUGUUUGUAACCAACUCUCUGGAGGUGAUUGAAAAAAUACUGGGUCUCCCAGAGCGAGUGGCUCUGUACUUUGUCUCCGGCAUCUGCGUCGGCCUGGUGUUCCUGCUCUGCCUGUUCGGCCUUCGCUCCACUCUGGUGAGAGAUGUCAAGGGUCUCGUUUCUGACUUGAAGGACGAGCUGAAAGCGUCACGCAGGAAGAAACAGGAGCUCAUGGACGAUCUCUUUGACGACGACGUCUCAGACACCUCCUCCUUUCGUCGCCUCACACAGUCUUACCGUUUGACUGACGUCUUGAGCCCGGCGGCCCUGACCGUGGAACUGGUUGAACGUGACGUGCAGCAGGUGAGGCCCAAUGGAGACAUGUGGCCACAGCAAGACUCCAGUCCUUACGCCAUUCACAAGGUCAUAACUUACAACAGUCAAAUCUAA